This is a messenger RNA of Drosophila erecta, 384 nucleotides long. RefSeq lists its product as uncharacterized. The record is from RefSeq and is a predicted model, not a curated record. The transcript is spliced from 2 exons. Bases 1 to 312 code for a protein of 103 amino acids. NCBI's taxonomy places the organism in Eukaryota, Metazoa, Arthropoda, Insecta, Diptera, Drosophilidae.
AUGUCCUUAAAGCACGCGAAUAAGGACUUUCCAACACUCGGAAACCGCGCCUGCGCCGCAAACAUCAAGCGCCUAAUCAAUAAAAACAUAAAAUUUAGUGCGCAAGGAGCAUCAGCAGCAGCAGCAGCAGCAGCAGCAGCAGGAACAGGAACCGAACAAAAACAAUAUUCCCGAAGGACGCCAGCAGAACGCACAGCACUUUCCGUUGAGGCCGAGAAGGGGCGCAUUGUGGCGCAAGAGGCAGGACAAUCGGGAACAGAGGAUACGCACAUUGAGUAUUUACUGUCGCAAAGGGCCCAUCUGAGGAGCUGAGCAGCCAGGUGAACCAAUCAGGUCCGAGGAGGACCCAGCCACAGCCAGCAGGCAAGUCGAAGUAGCGCAAGU